Lytechinus variegatus (green sea urchin) is the source of this 3095-nucleotide messenger RNA. RefSeq lists its product as uncharacterized. The transcript has 5 exons. The record is from RefSeq and is a predicted model, not a curated record. The coding region runs from base 266 to 2746 and encodes 826 amino acids. NCBI's taxonomy places the organism in Eukaryota, Metazoa, Echinodermata, Echinoidea, Temnopleuroida, Toxopneustidae.
GUAUUCUUUCUUCAUCUACAUCCGGAUCUGCAUUUUGAAAGUUGUGGUUGAAAGUAGUCAAGGUGGUUUAUUUUGUUACGAGGUGAUGUUCUUUCAGCAUCAGAUCGUUUUGGAACUUCUAAUGAAAUUAUCAGGAUUUGGAUCGGUCAAUGUUGCACGAAGUAAAUUUAUUUACCCGUGUGCUUUUGAUGUUUAAUCUAUAAAAAGCAUCCUGCAAGGCUAGAGAGGGGUGAAUUUAAACUGGAAAAGCAGGAAUGAAGCAAAGAUGAAUAGCGAAUCGCUGACCGAUGCAGAAAAACACCUAAGAAAUGGAGCCAUUCCCAAAAGCAAACGGAAGAUAGCCUUUAAGGAUGAAUGCACCAUUCCAGAAAAUCGCAUGGACGGAAGGAAUGAAGAUGAUGUGUUGAGGUAUGAAGUCGCUAUUGGUCAAGUAUCCCACUCUAUCAAUGGCUAUCCUUCAGAUUAUGAGAAGUUGGACCGUACCGGGGUGUCCUCGACCAGUAAUGCUGAUAGUGGCAUCUUCAUAUACGAGACGCCAGAGAGAUUGGAGAGCUUCCCGAAUCCGAUUGUUCAUCAUGUUCAUGGAGACAGCUCGAACAUCCGACAGGCCUUUGGCGAUCUUGCAUGCAGUAACAGUCUUCGCAGAAAGGAAAAUACUGGUGAAGAUACGGGCUUCAAUCGCCAGGACUACUUUACUGGGUACGAAGGUUUGGAAGGUUUAAGAAGCAGUUCUAUGACAAGUGAAAUCGAUUACGUGCUCCCUUCUCAAAAGCGUAGACUUCCCGCGAAAUAUGGAAGUAUUGGUGAAACCCCAUGGGGGACCACUGAACGAGGGAGAUCUAGGAACAUCAAUGAGAGCAAGGCGUACAAGGAAAGAAGUCAAAGAGAGGAUGACCGGCAACAUGGGUUGGAAAAACGGGACCGGAGUAAUCAGGAUCACAGAGGCGACGAAUUUCGACGAACCACCAUGGGUGAAACACCUGCUGAAGGAACGCUCCAUGAACAGCCUGGGCCAAAGAGCGGCAGGGUGAGGACAGAGAGCGACAGGAUGAGGAUAGAUACUGGUAGCAGUGGAUUGGAUGAAGGUCCUGUAUCUAGGAAUCAGCGCUUGUCGAAGACACCGGAUGUGACUAAAGACAUUUCAAAGAAGUGGCCAUUUCUCCUAUGGAUCAUGUUCAAGUUUCUGGGGCUGUUUUGGGCCAGACCCGUCAUUGAGGAGCGAUAUUGCCACCAGUGUUACCGUAAGAGAAUGGAGGAAGUCAGCGACCUGGUCCACAGACGGUCCCCAGAACAGAAACAUACACCAUUAGGUCAUCAAUCGUACUUCCACGCGCCAGAGAUCGGCAUCAAUGAUUCGAUAAUUGCCAAAAAUCCAAACGAGUCGUCUGACUUUCGUCAAGAAUGUGAAUCGAAUCCUUUGCUCAAUGGUGAAGCCCAGGUUGGCGACGCCGAAGUCGACCAUGGACGCGUGCACAGUGGGGGAUACUGCGUCAACGAUCACGACGGUGAUGAUGGCGUGGCAGGGGAAAAGAGUGGGCGAUGUCGAGUUUGUGACGCACUGUGGUGGACAGGGAAGGGACAAUUCUUCAAGUACACAGAUAAAUCAAUUGGUCUGAAAUCCUGGAACCACAGAGGAAGUGGGAUUCUGUCAUUGUUCCUUCUUCUUACUUACCUCUCCCUCAUUCUCUACGAUGCUGGCCACUACGGAAGCAUCUACUGGGGCAAGAAAGAGGAUCUCAUCCGAUAUAUCAGCUACAUGUCAUACCUGAUCUUUGCAGCAAGUACCCCGGCAGUCUGCCUCUUCGGUCUCAUCCGGAAUGCCGUCACUAACCCUGCUCAGUGUUUUAGCCAAUGGCCACGCACCCUCGACAUCAGGUACGUGGUACGGAGACUUCAAUAUCUGGACCUUGAGAGAAGAGGGCUUCCUAAUAAGCCAUUCCUGCUGGCCUGCACAGUAUUCCCACUCCUUAUUGCCAUCUACAGACUUAUGUUCUAUGUUGUACUCUUGAAAACCAGCGUAAAGUUUCAAAGAUAUUUGGCAUGUGCAACAACUGCUAUUGGGCUCUCGCUCUAUGGUUUCUUCUCCUACUUCAUCUACCUUAUGAGGAUCUCAUUUAAAGCUCAUCUCACGCUUGACAUUCACUUCAUACGGAAUCAUGUUGGCCAGUUGGACGUUUGCAGGGCAAAGAUGUCAACCACAGUGCAAGACUUUCUCAAUUUACGACAACUUGCCAAUGGGUUCAUGGUGAUGGUCUGUGGUGUAACAACAUGGGCCAUUGCAACACAGAUAACUUGGAACUACUUGUUAUUCAGUGGCGUCUACCUGGACCCCAACGAGUCUCGCUACAACUGGAGCAUCCAAAUGUAUAUUAACGGCCUCAUGGCGAUGGAGAACACCUUGUUCUUUUUACUUCCAUGUUUCGCCAUUGGUGGCUUCAGUGUCAAUAUCAUCUGGAUCCGCUUCAGGUACCGCCUGCUAGAGCUCCGACGUGCUCGUCACGAGCGUUUCUGGUACCGUCUCCUGCAGUUCAUCAAGGAGCAGGACCCCAUCAAGAGUUCCAUGCAGGUGACCAUGCUCUUUACCCUCAUCGGUCUGUUUGUAGCACUUCAGUUUGGAGAGCAGAAUAUCUAUUACUAUUUCAGUAAUGUUACAGCCCAUAAUAUCAUGCCGAUUCCUCCUAAGUUUUUGCACAACCUUCCUCCCCAGCCUGAAGGUGGAAACUUACAGCAUGUGUUAUUGCCCUGAAUAUUAGCCCAUUGUUGUUUGGCUGAUUAUGCUGUAAUAGGCAUUUUCAAUCCAAUGGGUUAGCAUGGAUGGCAACAGUGGGAUAUGAGCCCAUUGCAUUGAAAUGACUAUUUAGUUUAUUCUCCUUCAUUAAAGGUCAAGUCCAUCCCAGAAAAAUGUUGAUUUGAAUAAAUAGAGAAAAAUCAAAAUUUUGCUGAAAAUUUCAUCAAAAUCGGAUGUAAAAUAAAUUAUGACUUCUCAAAAUUUUGUUUAUGCAGAUGAGACAGACAAUGAUGUCUCUUACUAUUUCUUUUGUUUUUUGUUGCUUUAAUUCUACAAUAUUUCAUUUUUACAGAUUUGACAAUAAGGA